Molecule: messenger RNA, 1767 nt
Organism: Linum tenue
Lineage: Eukaryota; Viridiplantae; Streptophyta; Magnoliopsida; Malpighiales; Linaceae
Source: the annotation of a GenBank genome assembly
CCCUUUUCCAUAUGGGUGUUGUUGGUUGUUGUGUCAGCCAGCCUUCCUCAAAGCUUUCAGUUGCACAAUAACCAGCAGUAGGAGCAGCUCUUGUUCUUCUACUUCUUCUUCGUCCUUUCGUUUCGAGUCCCCAGCAAAAAAAAUGGCAGCUGAUGGAGGAGUGCCUCAUUUCAAAGAUCCAGCUAUCAAGCUCUUCGGCAGAAAAAUUGCUCUCCCCGAUUCCCAGAUUCCGGCCAGACCUGAACUCAAGACUAAUAGCUGCAACAAAGAUGAGAAAACAAAUAUGGAAAUUGAAAGACCCUCAAGUGAAGGCAACUCUAAGGAGCCAGAUCAGUCCUCAACGUGUCAAGAAACUGCAGAGAGAGGUAACUGCGAUGGACAAGUCAAGGAGGCACAAAAUGGUUCUAAGGAUGAUCAGAUGGAGAGCAGCAGUGAUCAAGAGAAAGCCAUGAAGAAGCCAGACAAGGUGAUCCCAUGCCCUCGCUGCAACAGUUUGGAGACCAAAUUCUGCUAUUUCAACAACUACAAUGUCAACCAACCUCGGCAUUUCUGUAAGAACUGCCAGAGAUACUGGACAGCAGGUGGUACGAUGAGGAAUGUUCCUGUUGGGGCUGGACGAAGAAAGAACAAACACUUGGCCUCACAGUACCGCCAGAUAAUGGUCUCUCAUGAUGGUAUGUCUGUUACCCGGGUGGAAACUCAUGAUCAGCAGCCUCCUGAACCUGCAACUGCUUCGAUGUCUUGUUCACCCAGCAAUGGGAUGGUCCUCAAGUUUGGUCCAGAUCAAGCACCACUUUGUGAAUCGAUGCAGAACGUGAACCUUGGUGAUGGAGGAGAUACAACGUCAUGUGGGCCGCCUUCUAUGGACGAGACGCCAGAGAACGUCGAGCAUAAAAAAGAUCAAGUUGAUUCAUCAGCACAUUCCAAAGACCCAAAUAGCUCAGCAGCGCAUCAUCAUCCCAUGCAAUGCUUCCCUGUGGCACCAUUGAUUGUGCCUUGGAGUUGGAACAGUGUGGCUUCCACCGAUCCAAAUCAAGUCCAGUGGUGUCCUACUACACCUAUGUUGGCUGUACCUGGUUUCUCGCCACCUGGGGUUCCUUUGCAUUUUCUUCCUGCUUCAUAUCUAAGUUGUAUGCCCGUGUGGCCUAAUGGUUGUCACUCUCCAUCAUCUUCUAGCACAAGCUGCAGCUCAGGGAACGGAACACCAACCCUUGGCAAGCAUUGUAGGGACACGAGUCUUGAUGAUGAAGAGAAGGUGGAGAAGUCAAUAGUUAUUCCGAAGACACUUCGGAUUGACGACCCAAACGAAGCAUUGAGGAGUCCUCUGUGGUCUGCAUUAGGUCUGAAACAGGAACCGGGUGUGCUUGUGACUAAAGGUAGCAUCUUUAAGACCUUUCAGAGCAAAGGGGAAGGGAAGGUUCCUGUUCAGGAAUCUGCUCACAUACUGGAAGCUAACCCGGCUGCUCUUUCACGUUCUCAAACAUUCCAGGAGGGUAGCUAGAAUGGAUAAGGGUUCUUUUUUUUCCCCGCACCAUGGAGUUUUGCCUUACCCCACCCUCAGAAGGAGAAACUUUUCUGGCUUUAUUUAGUUUACACUUGAUGAUUUGUUCCUCCAUGAAAUAAACCGAAGGCUGUCAUUUUGUGGUUAACUCAGCCUCUUUACAGGAGCUGACUUUGUAAAUAGUAGAAGGUGAAGAGAUGGUUCUGUUGGUAUGCUUUCUUUUUCUCUCCAUGUCCAUUCUGUUGAUUCAGCAGCAAGAAAAGAAC